AUGGAUCCCUCCGAUAGGUCAGGAACGCCCUCCAACCAGGGCGAGUCGUCCAACGCUUCGCCCACAGACACAAGGCGUCCGACUCGAUACGAAUCCUACGGCGCUGGUCGCGACGAGGGUUUAUCUGAGAGCUUCCAAUCUUUCCAGUCCACUGAGACGGUCAGGCGGCGCCCUGAAGCUGGCUAUGCCCACGACCGAGCCCACUCGCGAUCGACUCAACCUGUCCGAUCUCCCAUGCUGGGACCCGACCGUGUUAAGGCUUCACGAACGCGAAAGCCCCCGAUGCCACGCCGACCGACCAAUCCUGCUGCUCCCCACCGAGGUGAAGUCUUCUCGACUGAGGACGAUCUUGAUGAGGUUGCUGCAGAUGCUGCCGAACGCCACCGGGAACAUCAUCAGCAGCAAAGCUACAGCACCCGCAGGAGGCCCCAGCUAGGCAAUACUUUAUCCAGAGUACAAUCCUCGCGUAGCGAGCCCGAAGAAAACGACGACGAGCAACCCGAGACACCUCGUGCCGACGACGAACCCGCUGAAGAGAUGUCCGAUGAUGGAAGCGAAGCGGCUCCUGAAGAAGACAUUGAGUGCGAGUCGGAUGGAGACAUCAGUGAUGCCGAGAGCUUCACACUCAAGGAUCGGCAGCAGGCUAUCAACGAAACGCAUCCCUUCGGUAUUCGACUCUGGAAGCCUGCGCUGUACAAAAAAGAUCGAUCUGUGCAAAAAACGGCAGAGGGAGAUAUUCACUCUUCUCCUGGUCUCAAGGUCAGCUCCUGGCUGGUCUUCUUCAACCUCCUCUGGACCAUCCUUUUCGGCUGGUGGAUGGCAACAUUCGCGGCCCUCGGCGCCCUUGUCUGCUUCUUCUUUGCCGCCACACCCAGCGGUAGAGAAUAUGGGCGAGUCCUAUGGGGUCUUGCUGGCUACCUGUUCUACCCCUUCGGCAAGUACGUACGCCUGGAACAGGACGACGCCUACCUGGACGAGGACCAAGGCGAAGGGCGGAGCAUCUCAGAGUACGAGCAGUGGCAGAGCGGCGACCUUGAGUAUGGACGACUGUUCUUCGGCCCGGAGCGCAAUCGAUCGAUCGUUGGACGUUCACGACGGAGUAUUGAUUCCGAGCUCAGUGAGACCGACAGCCUCCUCGGUCGGUCCCGUCGAGGCGAAAGGAGCCAAACCCCUCCCAGGCUGAAGAGGCGACUGUUCGGUCGUGGACAGUGGAACAUAGGCCGCGUUACCUUCUUCCUGUUCUUCUACUUCCUUCUGACGCCAUCUUUGAUCAUCGUGUCUCUGAUCUGUUGGUUCUUUGUCUUCACCAUCCCGAUGGGCAAGGUCACGAUGCUGCUCUUCGAUCACCUCCGACGCCACCCUCUCGCGCUGUCCUUCGACUCGGAUGUCAGCUAUGCCCGCCUUUCCAACGGACAAAACGCGUCGAUACUUCUGUGCACUUAUCGCGCUGUGGGAACCCGAUACUGGAAGUACACCGUUGAUGGCACCAACAUCUUCCUCAUCAAUCUCAUGGGCGUUGUUGUUUUUGUCAUCCUGGACUGGGCCAUCCUCGAAAACAUGCUACACAUGGAUAUCUUCAUCACCUCGCCUGCUUUCCUGUUCGUCAUGGGUCUGCUAUCCAUCAUACCUCUGGCGUACUUCAUUGGCCAAGCUGUCGCCUCCAUCUCAGCUCAGUCGUCCAUGGGUCUGGGUGCUGCAAUCAACGCCUUCUUUUCCACCAUUGUCGAGGUCUUCCUUUAUUGCGUGGCCCUGAAGCAAGGCAAAGGGCAACUUGUAGAGGGCAGCAUCGUUGGCAGCAUCUUUGCGGGCAUCCUCUUCCUUCCGGGACUUUCCAUGUGUUUUGGUGCCAUCAAGCGCAAGACUCAACGGUUUAACGCCAAGUCGGCUGGCGUCACAUCCACGAUGCUUCUGUUUGCCGUCAUUGGCGCAUUUGGACCAACUCUCUUUUACCAAAUUUAUGGUACGCACGAGCUGAAUUGUCUUGACUGCUUGGACUAUGACGGCAGUCAGGCUAUCGCCCAAGGAGACAGCCGGGACUGUCGAAGGUGCUACUUCUCGCAAGCACCAGCCCUGAACGAUCGCUUCUACCUGGAGGCGGUGCGUCCCUUUUGCUACUUCUGCGCCUGUCUGCUGUUCCUAUCCUAUAUUGUAGGUCUUUGGUUCACCCUCCGGACACAUGCCGCCAUCAUUUGGAAAGAUCAGCUGGACGAGAAGAAGCAUGAUGAACCCCCCACACAAACAUCGACACGACCUUCCGUUCCCCACUCGUUCCACGAGGCGCCUGGCAGCUCGAGCGCCGAUAUUCGAGAUUCGCACUUGUACAAACGCAUUCUCGGUCACACACAAAAGCAAGUUGGCCUGCAGCCUAGGUCAGAGGACGUCACGCGUCAGGGCUCUACAUUGACAACUGGCUCUGCGAACGGAGCUUCCGGCCUUCCGCACCAAGUCCCUCCCAAGGUUAGCGGCAGUGAUGUCCGCGCUGGCAUGCACCUCUCUGGUCUUUCAGAGAUUGACAACAACGCUCUGGCUCGUGAAGUCGCCGAAAUUGCUGCCACUGCUGCCACCCGCGCUGCCCCGUUCCCAGAGGUCGAAGAUCCGGCUGCUGCUGCCAUCAGCGGUAACGCCCACGGUGGGCAUGACGCGCCAAACUGGAGUCGUCUCAAGAGUUCGAUCGUACUCAUGGGCGCCACAGUGCUGUACGCCAUUGUCGCCGAGAUUCUGGUCGACACGGUCGACGUCGUUUUGGAAGGUUUCGCCAUUGACGAGAAGUUCCUCGGUAUUACCUUGUUUGCCCUGGUCCCCAACACCACUGAGUUCUUGAACGCCAUCUCUUUCGCCAUGAACGGAAACAUCGCCUUGUCCAUGGAAAUUGGUUCAGCGUACGCGCUUCAGGUUUGCUUGCUGCAAGUCCCCGCGCUCGUCUUCUUCUCAGCCUUCUACCCCAUGGAUCUGCCUAGCAGCGAAGACCUCGAGCGGUAUACAUUCGCGUUGCUAUUCCCCGAGUGGGAUAUGGUCCUCGUCAUUCUCUGCGUCUUCCUCCUCAGCUACAUGUACGGUGAGGGUAAGAGCAACUAUUUCAAGGGAAGCAUCCUACUGCUUUCCUACCUUGUUGUCAUCGUCGGAUACUACUUUUCCGGAUACUCCCAGGAUGCCAUGGGCCCGAACAGGUUCGACAUCAUGGGCAAUGAUGGAGCCUACAAGAGUUUCAAAACAAUCGGGCGGCGGACUGGUGGUGCGGUAUUCGAAGCAUGAAGAGUGAGGGUCGCUACUGUGUGCAUAGGGCUGGUUGAUUGAGUAAUAUGGCAUGUGUGACGGUCUAGUGUCUUGUGCUUUCGGUCAUUCAAGGGUCUUGCUAGGACCGUGUUCGCAGCCUAGGGGCUGUACAUAGCAAUGGCCUUGGGCCGCGUUGCAUGGUUGGCGAUAAUUACGGAGUUGGGGCUAUCAUUCUUUACCACCUGGGUCUGUCAAGCUGUGCUUUAUUCUUAGCAUUGAUCCUGUCUACAACUGUGUGUGUUUCCCGUACACGUGAAAUGUUGCCGUCGUGACGGCGUGUUUCGCAAACUGGGGUGCAAACAAGGAUUCGAUGGCGUGCGUCCCUUUGGCCUUGCGAUACAAGAGGUUGAUAGGGAAUACAAUGCUCA
Molecule: messenger RNA, 3641 nt
Organism: Verticillium dahliae VdLs.17
Lineage: Eukaryota; Fungi; Ascomycota; Sordariomycetes; Glomerellales; Plectosphaerellaceae
Product: calcium permease
Exons: 4
Coding region: 1-3252 (1083 amino acids)
Biological process (GO): calcium ion transmembrane transport; intracellular calcium ion homeostasis
Cellular component (GO): membrane; endomembrane system
Molecular function (GO): calcium:proton antiporter activity
Source: RefSeq, a predicted model, not a curated record